Messenger RNA from Cyprinodon tularosa, 1422 nucleotides. RefSeq names its product general transcription factor IIE, polypeptide 2, beta (gene gtf2e2). Bases 219 to 1082 code for a protein of 287 amino acids. The record is from RefSeq and is a predicted model, not a curated record. Gene Ontology annotation, cellular component: transcription factor TFIIE complex. NCBI's taxonomy places the organism in Eukaryota, Metazoa, Chordata, Actinopteri, Cyprinodontiformes, Cyprinodontidae. The transcript has 8 exons. Gene Ontology annotation, biological process: transcription initiation at RNA polymerase II promoter.
CCGAUAAGUCGAACAACUAGCGGAAGUACGGUUAAAGAGAACACAUUUGUUAGAAGUUUGUUAGCUAGCUGACUAGCAUUACCAUAUGUUUACGUUGAAAAUACAAGAAAAUAGUUUAUUUACAUAAAGAUUAAUUCGGCUUUUUACCUUGACUGGUUAGUCCUCUUGGGCUAACUUGAUAGUUUAUCUACGAGCGGACAAAGAAAGAGUUUGUCAGGAUGGAUCCAGCUCUGUUAAGGGAGAGGGAGCUGUUCCAAAAGAGAGCUCUUUCCACUCCAGCUGUAGAGAAAAGGCAAGCUGCUUCAGACUCUGGAUCUCACAAGAAGAAGAAACCCAAAGUAGAGAAGGAGAGCUCCUCUGGAUCCAAAAACAGCUCUGAAUCUGCAAAUGGAAACAUCAACAUCAAGGCAAGCUCUGGGUACAAGUUCGGCUGCCUGGCCAAGAUUGUCAACUACAUGAAGACGAGGCAUCAAAAUGGUGACACACACUUUCUGACCCUUGAUGAGAUCCUGGAUGAGACCAAACUUCUUGACAUCAGUAUGAAACAGAAACAAUGGCUGAUGACUGAGGCCUUGGUAAGCAACCCAAAAAUUGAGGUUCGUGAUGGAACGUAUGGUUUUAAGCCAAAAUACAACCUGAAGGACAAGAAAGCCCUACUGAGGCUGCUGGACAAACAUGACCAGCUGGGCCUGGGAGGAGUUCUGCUGGAUGAUGUGGAGGAGGGACUCCCUAAUUCAGCCAAGGCUAUCAAGGCUUUGGGGGAUCAGAUCGUCUUCGUAACAAGACCAGACAAGAAAAAGAUCCUGUUCUACAAUGACAAGCAUUGCCAGUUUGUGGUAGAUGAAGAAUUUCAGAAGCUGUGGAGGAGCGUACCAGUGGACUCCAUAGAUGAAGAGAAAAUUGAGGAAUACUUGAAAAAACAGGGCAUCUCUUCCAUGCAAGAGACUGGACCAAAGAAAGUGAUGCCAGUUCAAAAGAGAAAGAAGCAAAGCGGGCAGAGGAAGAGGCAAUUUAAAACCCAUAACAACCAUCUGCAAGGAGUUUUGGAGGAUUACUCGGAUGGUGUGCCUUCUAAGAAGUGAAACGGCUCGCUGUGGUCGGAGGUGGCUGGAGAUUAAGUUGCUGGCUUUAUGAUACAGACUUAUUAUUGCGGUUCAGUAAAAAAAAAAAAAUCCUGUGUUACUUUACUUUCAUUCCCUCUAAGGAUCAGUAAUCAUUCAUUACAUGGAGCCAGUAGCAGCAGUGUUAUGGAAUGCCUCUGAUUCACUGGUUAAUCAAACAGGACUCUGAAGAGUUUUGAUAUGUAAGCACACUGAAGACUAACCAGCAGUGGGCACAUCAUCCAUACAGAUGAAAUGUAUAUUGGUCAAAGAUGUAUCAAUAUUACUUUGAUUUUAUUUAGAGUAAAGAAGUGUUUUGAAA